AUGCCUCCCCAUAUCUACACAGAGGGAUUGCCAGAACAACCAAUCCCAGUUCCAGAAUGGGGCCACCUCCCACUUGAUAUCUAUCUUCUCGAACAAUGGGCCACGCCCCAUCCAGACACGCCAAACGAACUCCCCGAGCAGCGCCGCAAGCGCCUCGUCCGCCAGUGGCUGAAUCUCGGGGCCGUUGGGAGAGAACCCUACUCCAACCGCACCAGAAGCGAGCUGGCAACCUACGCGCCCGCUCAACCCACACAGGCCGAGAUUAAGACAAUUCUCCGCCCACUGCGCCCGGACUCUCUGCGCCGGUAUGCAGACUACACAUGCGACGAGGCCAUCUGGGUGCGCAUCUGCUACGAUGUAGGAAAUGAACAAGCCCGCGCAGCAUUCUGGGAUAAAUACGUAGAGCAUGCUCAAGUUAUCAGCGCGGACUCGCUAGUCUUUGACGACAAAGGUCUCUUUGAGAAUGCGGAUAUAGCGCGUGUUCUGGAGCUCUUCCCGGAGCGGGUGACGAAUCCGUCGACUGCAGAGAAGCUCGCAUUUGCGGAGAGCGAGCUGCGGAGGUCCUUCGAUGAGUGGCUUGAUUCUCAAGAGAAGCAGAGCUUACUUGAGGAGGAGCAGCAGAUGGUCGCACAGGGCAGGGGAGAGGAAGUAGCUAGGAGGUACUGGUCCUACCAGGCUGAUUGUGUGGUAGCGCAUUUGUUCAUUGAGGACGCCGAGGCGCAAACUGCGGCGGGUGGAGGAGGGGUGCUACAUGUCUUCCUGGAUGAUUGUGGGAACCUGGUGAGGAAGGAAAGGGUGAAAUGGGACCAGGUUGAUAAUUUUGAUGGGGCUUGGUUUGGGGGGCAUUGGAAGGAAUGUUGGGCUUCUGAUCCUGAUGGUGGAGAGCUGGGAGCCGCUUAUCUGCCGGCGGGUGUGCGAGGGCCUCCGUAUAAUUUGUUAUAUAAUAUCUAA
Messenger RNA from Aspergillus puulaauensis, 951 nucleotides. RefSeq lists its product as uncharacterized. Lineage: Eukaryota; Fungi; Ascomycota; Eurotiomycetes; Eurotiales; Aspergillaceae. The transcript has 3 exons. The record is from RefSeq and is a predicted model, not a curated record. The coding region runs from base 1 to 951 and encodes 316 amino acids.